CUAUUUUUUCAUUGAAGAUUGAUGACUGCGCAAGAGCUUAAUAAAUAUAUUGGACGUUGAGUUCAUAUUGACCUUGACCCUGAUCAUCAAGAGCAGAAAUGAGUGCAUCAGCCUUGUUGAUUCUGUCUGAGGGAGCUGAAGAGAUUGAGGCUGUGACGGUUGCUGAUGUACUGGCUAGAGCAGGGGUAAACGUUACUAUUGGUGGACUUCAGGGCGAUGGAGUGCUUAAGGGAAGCAAUGGUGUUUGUAUAAAGCCAAAUGUUUCACUUUCUAGCGUUUCGUCUAAACUUUUUGAUCUGGUAGUAAUGCCAGGUGGUAUGGGUGGUUCUAAUGCUAUGGCGUCAUCGGAAUUAGUUGGUAAAAUACUUAAAGAACACGAAAAACAUGGCAAGUACAUUGCAGCAAUCUGUGCUGCACCGAUCGCCCUAGAAUCCCACAAAAUCGCUAUAGGGAAAAGGCUGACAUCUUAUCCAGGCUUCCAGGAUCAACUUCCGAGUUAUAAAUAUUGUGAAGACAAUGUUGUUGUUGAUGAUAAACUCGUUACAAGUCGAGGACCAGGAACUGCAUUGGCUUUUGCAAUGAAGCUAGUUGAAUUGCUGUGUGGCAAGCCGAAAGCUCAAACUCUAAUAAAAGGCAUGCUUGUUUCACUUUAAAACAUUUAAACUUCCUGGUUCUUGUCUUUUUAUUCUAUCAUAGCAGAUUGGAUAGACUCCAUAUUCAUCCAAAAUACUUUUCAUACGUUCGCACAAAUAAAUUUCAAUAACUACCGUUU
This is a messenger RNA of Schistosoma rodhaini, 772 nucleotides long. Lineage: Eukaryota; Metazoa; Platyhelminthes; Trematoda; Strigeidida; Schistosomatidae. The record is from the annotation of a GenBank genome assembly.